This is a messenger RNA of Acaulospora morrowiae, 1518 nucleotides long. The record is from the annotation of a GenBank genome assembly. NCBI's taxonomy places the organism in Eukaryota, Fungi, Glomeromycota, Glomeromycetes, Diversisporales, Acaulosporaceae.
AUUCAAGUGGAGAGCCUUACUUAAAUUCAGAAAUACUAGAUCGUGAGGCGCAAGAAUCGACUACCCGUGAGCUUAUUAAGGAACUCUAUAGCAUGGGAGCUUCAGCGAUUGAUAUAUAUGCUAUUGGCGUACCCCUCGAUGUAAUCAUCAGGUUCUCAAAUGAGUUAAAUAUCGAAUUGCCCAAAGAUCUCAUACAAACACAACAAAUUCUUUCGGAAGCUGGCACGUCAUCUUUUAUGCUAUCAAGUAGUCAAAAUCCUGUCUUCGGACAGAACACCUUUUCUACACAGAUCUUUCCGAAUAGUACAAAUGUACAGAAUACUCCAUUAAUUCAAAAUAUUCCUUCUCUGCAGCCGUUAGCGCCUAAUGCUCAAUUUUUAGCACCUGUGAAUUCGGUUGUACGUGACCAACCUAAUAUGAUGUUUGCUGCUGAUUCCACAUUGCCAGUGCAGUCCAGUUCAUCGAUCAUGUUUUCCGGAUCACAGCAAGAUCAGAUUUCUGCUUUAUUUCAAGGUCAAUAUUCAAAUAUAUCAAGCUCAAGUCCGUCAUCAAGUCAGAACGUUCAGAAUAUGUUGAACAUCCAACAGACACCCGCAUUGUUGGUCCUGCAAAAUUCCCAACAAACAGCAUUAUCCACAAACCCUCAAUGGGAAACACCUGCUCUAGGACUCAUCAUUCCAACUGACACAAAUAUAAUGUCUAAUAAUAAUGCGACUCAUCAGAUGAUGGCAUCAUCAAUCGAUACCAAGGCAACCGAACAAAGCCUUCAAGCAUCAUCAAUGUCUCCUCAUUUCAUGAAUACUACAUCAACAGGCGCGACUCCACCAAUAUUGGCCACAACGAACAUAGAUGAACAAUCAUCUCUCGGGAUGGAGUGUGAUGUGUGCACCGAAGAUGUGCCACCACAGGGUUCUCAUGUAUCUAUACCAAGUAAAGGCAAGAAUAAAGCCGUCGAACUAAAUAACACUAUAUCACAAAUGUCAUCAAUCGCGUUGAUCAACCACUCAUCAUCGCAGAAUCGAGCGAACACGACAAAGCCUUUCUCGUCUAAACAGGUCAAUAAUUUUAUUAUCGAUCUUAGUGAUGAAUCAGAUGGAGAACAGCCUGUAUCUGACCUUGCUCAGCAAACAAAGACAGCGUACAAAGAUAGUGAAGAAAUGCAAAUCAAUGCAAAACAAAAGCUGAAAGAGAAGGAAAUGGAAAUUAGACGAAUGAAUGAAUUGAUAGCCAGCAAAAUGGAAAUGCUUAAGAAGAAGAAUGCCACAUCUGUUUCGACCUCUUCAGACACAAAAGCUAAUUCAAUAUUUAAUAUUAAUGAUCAUGAAGAGUUGCAACAAAGCGCUUCACAGAAUCAAAUUAACAAUAAUGUUGGAACAUUGAAAGAAUCAAGAAAUGAUGUUACAACUACUUUUAUGACCGAAGUGUCAUUUGAAAACAAUCAGGAAUCGACUUUAACAAAUGAAACCGAACUUGAAGAAAUUAACUCUAACAUCAAGAAAGCUACCAAUGAUCUUGAGA